Colletotrichum lupini is the source of this 447-nucleotide messenger RNA. RefSeq lists its product as uncharacterized. The coding region runs from base 1 to 447 and encodes 148 amino acids. NCBI's taxonomy places the organism in Eukaryota, Fungi, Ascomycota, Sordariomycetes, Glomerellales, Glomerellaceae. The transcript has a single exon. The record is from RefSeq and is a predicted model, not a curated record.
AUGCCGCAGCUCCCACCCGACGUCACGACCAACAACACAAUCGACCAAGGAGACCAAGUCUUGAUGAUGGACGGGACAGGGUACUUGUACAUUGUAAAAGGCUGUUCCACGUUAUUCGGUGAGGUCUCACAUGACUUGACCAAAGGGAGAGCGACGAUGAAGGCGGAGGGGAACAUGAACAGGAAUGCAGGGUACAAAACACUGACAGUGAGCGCUUUCGACGCCGCGGCCAGCAGCUUCGGCGUCAGCAACUCCACAAUGUGCGCCAUAAUUGUUAUGGUCACUGCCAGAUACUACAUGAGGGACAUGGUCAAGGUCGCCCGGAAGCUGGGCUUCAACAUCAUUUACGGCGACAUCGAUUCGAUCCUCGUCCGCGUCGAAUGGAGACAGAGCACGGCUGCGAGGAUACGGCCCAUCUCAUCACGCAGUCCGUCGUCAAGGACAUAA